Danio rerio (zebrafish) is the source of this 2943-nucleotide messenger RNA. NCBI's taxonomy places the organism in Eukaryota, Metazoa, Chordata, Actinopteri, Cypriniformes, Danionidae. The record is from RefSeq and is a predicted model, not a curated record.
GGUCCUUACGUGACACAGGGCAUGUUUCAAACCAUCGGCGGGAGAUUAAAGUUUCGUUCAUUGCGGCUAUUUUAUUGUCAUUCUCGACUAAAUUGUGAUUAAACAUGUUAAAUAUUUAUUGUACGUUACAUUCAAAUAACCCAUGUAUAUUGUAAGCCAGGUCUGAGUGCCGCAUAAUCGCCCUUCUGCUUUGUGUUUUGAAUUUGACUUGUAUCUGUCACAAUCCAAACACAUGGGGGAAAUCUAACGACUGAAUUUGAACAGGAUGGAGCCCUCGAAAUUUGUGGUCAAGUGUGGGAAUUACGCCGUGCUGGUGGAUCUUCACAUAUUGGCCUUAGGCGACCAAGACAAUGCCAACUGGUUCUCUCCAGCGCACAGGAAGGAAGUGGGCUCUUUGAUUAGGGAUGCAUUGGAGCCCAGGGUGAGGCAGUUCCAAGAGGCCAGAUACCAGAAGAUCCAGUCCAAACCAAGGAAAGAUCUCACCCCGACUGCCCCUCUUUGUCUUGAAGGUGGGAAUGUUCGCCUAGCGGUGCACUUCAUGAAACGUCAUGUCAACCUGAGAUGCAUUGUCAGGCAGCACUACAGAGAGUUGCGUGUAUUUCCCGAGCGUGUUGUAGUGUGUGCCAGUCCUCCAGAGAAUUCCGCACUUCCCAAUGGAAAUCUGAACCUGGAUGUGAGUGAACAGAGUCAGUCAAAAUACUUUUCUAACUCUGGUGAGACGGCAAAUCCAUUACCAAUCUCCACAGCUACAAAAAGAGCUGUCCUUCAGAAGAUUGCCAGAAAGACAAAAAUCCAGCCCCCACGAUCGCAAGAUAAUCAAGAGUCCAAAACAGGACAAUUUCAAGCAGACAAUGCAGAGAAGGGCUCUAGAUCUGUCCUUCAGAGGAUAACCAGACAGGCAAACAUCCAACCCCAACAGUGCCAAGAUGAUCAAGAGUCCAAAUCAGGCCAAGUUCAAGCAGACAAAGAGGAGAAUGGGUCGGGAGAUGUCCUACAUAAGAUAGCCAAAGAGACAAACACCCAACCUCCACAAUCCCAAGAUGAUCAAGAAUUCAAAUCAGGCCAAUUUCCAGCAGGCGAAUCAGAGAAGGGAUCUAGAUCUGUCCUUCAGGAGAUUGCCAGACAGGCAAACAUCCAAUCCCCACAUUCCCAAGAAGAUCAAGAGUUCAAAUCAGGCCAAUUUCAAGUAGCAGAGGAGUGUGUGGAAGCAUGUCUCCCAGUCCCCAUAUCGGUCUCAAGCAUUGAGUCAUUGGUGGACGGGAAAGCAUUGUCGUCAUCUAAAUUAAGUAACAAUAAAGAUGUCACCGAAUCCUAUCUUGACACCACCGGUCCAAGAAGACGCCCACGGGCCCCGAGUAGCUCAGGAGAGGACGCUGACCACCAAAAGACAAAAAGAUUGCGACUUGGACAGUCUGCAGUGUCAAGCGAUUCCAACAAUCCCUCUUCCGGCUACGCCGCACCAGACUCUGUUUGCAGUCCCCAGCCUGAGAUUUCACAGACUAACCAAAGCGGGCUGGCCACAAGUCUAAGAGGCCUAUCCGUCAAGCCCGUAUCCUCUGGGUCCUCUAUUAGUUCCAGACCGGCCGCCAGAGAGGAAAGGAAGGGGGGUGAACCCAGAACAUCCCGAUUACGCCGGCUCAAGAAGUCCUGAGGGGUGCAGUGGCGUACAACGAGAGCGGAUAUCUGACGCCACCUCCAUGGAUCUUACAGUACACACUUCUACUGUAAUGCUGUCUGUCAGCAGUAGUUGCACAAGAGUUCACCACACACAGCCUUUGCACAUACAGUAUUUCGCUUCUGCCUUCCAAGUAAUAACACACACACACAAACUGCUUGUAUUAGAUUACAGAGAAGCUUUUAAAAGUUUGAAUAAGUUCCACUAGCUUUGAAGCAACUCGUGCAAAUCGUAACUUUGCUCUAAACAAAAACACAAAUACAGUUUGCGCAUUCUGCGUAAGAGUUGUAUUUCAGACUAACGGGAGCCGCAGAGCACACUGUGGCUCCAAGCCCAAAUCUCUGGCUCCAUCCGUCUGAAAUCUCCCCUCUUCCAGCUUCAGCUGAGCACAUGAUUGAUUUCGCUGUGUUCUCACACACACCACGCUCUUUAAGCGAUCAGGGCUUUUCACCGUUGGAGCCGACUGCCGUCUCUUUGCGGUUAUUAUUUGUAAAUGUGUUAUUGCUUUUCGUAACAGCUAAAAGUCUUCUGCGGGAUGAUUGACAACGUUGUGGAACGCUGCAGUGCCUCUCGCGUCCGAUAUUUGGCUAAUCACGGGUGCAGUCGACAUUGAUGUAGUGUGUGAUGGCAGGAUGAUUAUACGUACGGACAGAAAUGCUCACAUGAGAGUCACAUGCUCGGUUUUCCAAUCGUACUUACAAAUUACUUGAUGUUUAUGUCAUUAGGAUAAUAGAUAUGUGUCAUGAAUAUGUUAUUAAAAUCGAUGAAUAUUGUUUCGUUAUAGCACCAUAACAAUGCAGAGUUUACAGUUACUGUACAGUACUUUUUAAAGUAAUUUUACUGUAAAUUCUGUAAUGAAAACCAUUAAAGAUGGAAAUCGUUUGUUUGAUUGAAAUCGUCACUUGGUUCAUGUUAUCUGUUGUGCUGCCUCACAUAAUAAUUCAUAUUUUACUACUACUUAAACAAGCAAUGUGUAUUAUUUAGAAACCUAUUUAUUUAUUAUUGCCAAUGUUUUUAUGGCAGUACAGUAUGCUGACAGUAAAUAAAAGAUGGAGAUGGGAUUGGGAAAAGUGCGUGAGUUGGGAUGCCUCCAGCACAGUUGUGCUAUAUAUUUCUAUACGGCACACUGCCCUGUAGGCUAUCAAUGCUGAAGAAACGCAUUUUUAGCACCACCGGUGGUCUUUUUGUGUACUGCAGCCAGAAAAUUAUUGCUUGUGCGUACAUGUAUGUUACACACAACAGAUUAAACAUGAUUUAUUGCCACUAUA